Molecule: messenger RNA, 11947 nt
Organism: Podarcis lilfordi (Lilford's wall lizard)
Lineage: Eukaryota; Metazoa; Chordata; Lepidosauria; Squamata; Lacertidae
Source: the annotation of a GenBank genome assembly
GGUGACGGGCUGAGUCACUCCGCCGCUGCCUCCCUCUCUCGCUCGCCCGCCCGCCGGCCGACCGAGCUCGUGUCCUCGCCCAGCUGCCGGGUCCAGCUGCCCCUCUCCGCUCCGCCCGCCGCCGAGAUGCCUCUGGAGAACCUGGAGGAGGAGGGCCUCCCCAAGAACCCCGACCUCCGCAUCGCCCAGCUGCGCUUCCUCCUCAGCCUCCAGCCCAAGCGCCCCGACCCGGCCGUGCGCCAGGAGCUCAUGGCCGCCAUCCGCGAGCACGGUGAGGGAGGGGAGGUCGCCUCGCCUGGGCUCUUGCUCUGAGGAGUCAGGGGUCUGUUACCCCGCCUUUUCCUUGACGGGGGCUCAAGGCGGCUCACAGAUCAGGGGAAAAAAGGGCAGCUUAAAGACAUGCGGGGGUGGGGGUGGGGAACAACAUUUUAAAAGCCAUUAAACUUUAAUUGUCGUCCUGGGAAUGACUGGGGUAGAAAUUCCCUAAACGGUAUAGGAAUUUAUUCAUGUAUAUAACUACCGCGGCAAGAAUGUCAUUUGCCCCAAGAAUGGAAAGGAAAGGAGGAGUCCCGACAAAAGGAAGAUUAGAUACAAAAGCUCACUGACUAUGCAGAAAUGGCGAGCGGAACUUACUGGGAAAAUAAGAAAUCGAGACAAGAAGCUUUUUAAAAAAUAAAAGAAUGGAAAUGGUUUGUUGGAUAAAUUGUAAGCAGAUAAGGAUGUUGGCAGGAUCAUUGUAAUAACCUGCGGUUUCACAAGAGUCAAUAAAUAAAGUAGAUGAAUGAAAUAGUAAGUUGAUUUAGAAUUUGCAGCAAAUGAUAAAUAAAAAUUUAAGGAACCGCAGAAAAAGUAGGAAGGAAGUCAGGUUCUGAAAUGUUAAAAUGGCUGUAAAACUAUUGAAAUGUGUAUAACUGAAAAUCACUUGUUGUUGUCAUUUAUAGUAUGUACAUCUUCAGGGAGUGUUUCACAAUCUUUAGCCAUACUGGGGACUGUGAAUAAAAUAUUCCAGUAGCAUUUAGGUUCCACUAUGACCUCCAUUGUGUAAGAACACAUCAUUUUAGAGAUCUUGUGUUUGGAAGAUAGCAGCUCCUUUAGGAAAGGGGUGGGCACUGCUAGUAGAUCUCUGGGUGAUGUGCAGUACACCUGUAAGGGUUUCUGACUCCCAUUUGUUGAACAAUGGCAACAGCAGAAUGACAUGCUCUCCAAUAUCCUGGAAGUGCUCUGGUACUCAAAGCAAAUCUUGGGAUCAGUAGACUUUGAUAAUGUAUGUCUUUAGAAUCUCUCUCUCUGGUUAAUUUGGGGGUUCUAGUAAAAAAAUAAACAAACAUAGAUUCUGCAAGCCUGAAAUCUCCCCACUGCUGCACUAGGUCAGGCAAAUAGGCAGUUGUUGCAAUUGUAUGGAUUUUCUUUCAAAUCUGGAUUCAAAAUGAAUAAAAUUUUUGGCAUGUGCCUUUACUUUACCUAGUUCUGCUGGAUCUCUCAGCGGCUUUUGAUACUACCGAUCAUGACCUUCUGGACCGUCUAGAGGAGCUGGGGGCACUGUUAUACAGUGGUUCUGCUCCUUUCUCCUGGGCCGUGUCCAGAAAGUGGUGUUGGCGGAUGAGUGUUCAGACCCCUGGGCUCUCACUUGUGGGGUGCCUCAGGGUUCCGUCCUCUCCCCCAUGCUUUUUAAUAUCUAUAUGAAGCUUCUGGGAGAGAUUGGGGGUUUGGGCUGGGUGUUCAUCAGUAUGCUGAUGAUACCCAGCUCUACCUCUCUUUCAAAUCAGAACCAGUGAAGGUCCUGUGUAAGUGCCUGGAGGCCUGGAGGAGGGAUGAUGGCUAACAGAUUGAGGUUGAAUCCUGAAAAGACGGAAGUACUGUUUUGGGGGGGACAGGGGGCAGACAGGUGUGGGGGACUCUCUGGUCCUGAAUGUUCCCCUGAAGGAGCAGGUACACAGCCUGGGAGUCAUUUGGGACUCACAGCUGUCCGUGGAGGCGCAGGUCAAUUCUGUGUCCAGGGCAGCUGUCUACCAGCUCCAUCUGGUACGCAGGCUGAGACCCUACCUGCAUGCAGACUGUCUCACCAGAGUGGUGCAUGCUCUGGUUAUCUCCCGCUUGGACUACUGCAAUGCGCUCUAUGUGGGGCUACCUUUGAAGGUGACCCGGAAACUGUAACUAAUCCAGCAUGUGGCAGCUAGAUUGGUGACUAGGAGUGGCUGCCGAGACCAUAAAACAGCGGUCCUGAAAGACCUACAUUGGCUCCCAGUACGUUUCCGAGCACAAUUCACAGUGUUGGUGCUACCUUUAAGGCCCUAAACUGCCUCGGCCCAGUAUACCUGAAGGAGCAUCUCCAUCCCCAUCAUUCAGCCUGCACACCGAGGUCCAGUGCCGAGGGCCUUCUGGUGGUUCCCUCGCUGUGAGAAGGGAGGUUACAGGGAACCAGGCAGAGGGCCUUCUCAGUUGUGGCGCCCGCCCUGUGAAACGCCCUCCCAUCAGAUGUCAAGGAAAUAACUAUCCGACUUUUAAAGGACAACUGAAGGUGCCCCUGUUUAGGGAAAUUUUUAAUGUUUGAUGUUUUUAAUAUUUCGUUGGAAGCCGCCCAGAGUGGCUGGAGAAACCCAGCCAGAUGGGUGGGGUAGAAAUAAUAAUAAUAAUAAAUAAUAAUAAUAAUAAUAAUAAUAAUAAUCAAGCACACGUUAUGAAGACGUGGCCUAAUCAGCUCAAUGUGGUACUCUUGGAUGGAUCCAGAGAUAGUGGAUUGCAGGGAGCCAUUUAAGAUUUCAGUGUAGGAGUGUGCCGUUAUUGAAUGCACUCUCACUUUUAAAAAGCAUACACUAUGAUUUUCCUGGUUUUAUCCUCGCAAAAACGCCACGAGGCAGGUUGGGCUGAGAAUGAGCUGGUCCAAGGUUGCAUUUUUUGCCUGAGUGAGGAUUUGAAUUCAGGCCUCUCCAGUCUCAGACCAAACACUUCUAAUCACUGCCUCAUGCUGGUUUUCUGCUUAUGUGAGGGGACAAAGCAAUGUUAAUUUCUUCUGAACUUUUUGCUGUUGUGAUCUUCUAAGAUAUGAUUUUAGCAGGGCUAAUUGUUCAAAUGGUUGUGUUGUCGUCCACAGACAUGGCCCCGUAUUACGAAUCCCUCUGCAAGUCACUUGAUUGGCAGGUAGAUACAGAUCUCUUGAAUAAGAUGAAGAAGGCAAAUGAGGAGGAGUUGAAACGCCUUGAUGAGCAGCUGGAAGAUGCAGAGAAGAACUUGGGGGAAAGUGAAAUCCGUGAUGCCAUGAUGGCCAAAGCUGAAUAUCUCUGCCGAAUCGGGGACAAGGUAUUUAUUUUUUUACAUAAAGUAAAAUGAGUGUAAAGCGCUUUCUGGGCAUUUGCCUCCACACAUUCUCAGAACAUGGGGUGGGAGGGAGGCGUAAGUGGGCAUGCGUUGGCCCUGCCAUUCUCAUUGACUUUUGUGCAUUGAGCAGGGUGAUUUGAAGAGGAUCUCUUUGUGUGCUCUGUGAUCAGGAACCCUGUGUGAUCAGAGUUCUCAGCUGUGUGGAGGAUUCUGAGCGCAUUCAAUUGCAUGCAUGGAGUUCCCCUUAAUGUGAGAAGGCCUGAAGUUGUAGCCAGAGAAAUAUUGGGAGUGGGGUCAGUGAGCACAGCCCCACUUCUGCUUCCAUUAGUUCUCAGAUUGUGGUUUUGCUUCUCCCCGGAAAGCUGCAUGAAUAUGCUGCUCAUUUGUGGUAAACCAUGGUUUGCCAGAAACUGUGGCUUAUUGUUACAUGUCAAUGCACUCCUUAUCUCUGUUAUUUGUUAGCUGAAAGGGUCGUGCUCCUCAUACAUAUCUGCUUUCCUUCAAUCAGUGGGGGAAUGUAGUGCAGAGCCUUGGGUGGUACAUGGGGGCAGGGGAUACCUGUUAGCAAAUUACAGAUCUGUUCUCCAGAGCGUCAAAUCUGCGGCAUCUAACUUAAGCAAAUGCUGUCUUGUCAGGAAGCUGCUCUGACUGCCUUUCGGAAGACAUAUGACAAAACUGUGGCUCUAGGACAUCGGCUGGAUAUUGUGUUCUAUCUCCUCCGAAUUGGCCUGUUUUAUAUGGACAAUGACCUCAUCACCCGGAACACUGAAAAAGCAAAAAGGUACCAUUUCUGUUGUUGCUGCUGCUACCUUGAUGUGCAAAGCAUUCGUCUCUCGCUUAACAGUAAUACAGGUUCUGAAAAUGUAGUCUGGUUGCUAGGGAAUGGCUUCUUUAUGUAGCAGAGAGUGUAUACUUUAGAUGAAGUGUGGCAUGAAAUUCAGAAUUUUCAGAAACAUGAUGAUCCUUAAAAAGAUUAGAUACUAUUUUCAUAUUUUUUUAAAUGGCAUGUUGGGGAAAAUCGAAAUACACAAUACUUACCAAAGCGAAAAACAUUUUAGGAACCUGAAAGGUGUUAAAUAUACCAGAAGAAUACACUUUUAUGAAAAUUAAAAGUACCAGUAGCUUUUAUUCAGUCAGCGCUGACAAACACAAUCAUCUUACAUAGGAUGCAUAGUCAAAUGCCCAUAUGCCCACUUAUCUGGGAGUUAGCCUCAUUUAUCUUAGUUGGACUUGGGUUCCAAGGAACCACGCCUAGGAUUGGGCUACGAGUGUCUUAGAAGGUAGUAGACAAAAUUAGUUAUCCUUAAUUCAGAAUUACCGUAUUUUUUGCUCUAUAGGACACACCGGACCAUAGGAUGCACCUUGUUUUAGAGGGGGAGAACAAGAAGAAAAAAAAAUCUCCCCCUCUCUGCUCAGCGCCCCUUCAGCGAAGCCGCAGGAGAAACGGAGCCCCUUCCGUUUCUCCUCCCGCUUGGCUGAAGGGGUGCUGUGCAGCUCUCCCUCUCUGCUAAAGCCAGGAGAGUCUUGCUCUCCCGGCUUCAGCGAAAGGAACCUGAAGCCUUCGGAGCGCAGCGGGAACUCGCGCUGUGCUCCGAAGGCUUCAGGCGGCUAUCCGUCUGCGCUUUGGAUCGCUCCCUCUUCGCUUUGGAGGCUUCACGUUGCUAUCGCUGAAGCCAAGGAGCCUGCAUUCGCUCCAUAGGAUGCACGCACAUUUCCCCUUAAAUUUUGGAGGGGGAAAAGUGCAUCCUAUAGAGCGAAAAAUACGGUACUACUUCAUUUAUAUCCCACAGGAUCAUUGUCUAAAAGAGCCAUAGAUCAAGCCAUACAUCAGAGUAGUUGAUGAGAGCUGCAGCUGAAAGCAACCUGCAGCACACCGCUUUGUCAAAGGUUGCAGUGUAGUCUCAAAGCAAAACCAUCCCAUAGCUUUUGUUUGAACUACUGUAAUAAAGCUAGUUAAGUAAAUUGAUGAAAAUGCUUGUGCAUGGCUAAGGAUGCUGGGGAAAUAACACACAUACCUGUUUUCUUUUAAAAGCCUAAUAGAGGAAGGAGGAGAUUGGGACCGUCGGAACCGGCUUAAGGUCUACCAGGGUCUUUACUGCGUGGCCAUUCGAGACUUCAAGCAGGCAGCCGAGCUUUUCCUGGAUACAGUUUCAACAUUUACGUCUUAUGAACUUAUGGAUUACAAAACCUUUGUAACAUACACAGUCUAUGUCAGCAUGAUUGCUUUAGACAGGCCUGACCUUAGAGAGAAGGUAUGCCAAGCAGCUACUUCCACAGAGAACCUUCAGAGAAUGCUUUGUGUUCCUUAUUCCUUUCAUGUCUGAUUUUUGCUGGCUUUGUCUGAUUUCUUUUAGGUUAUCAAAGGGGCAGAGAUUCUGGAGGUUUUGCACAGUUUACCCAAAGUCCGGCAAUAUCUUUUUUCACUCUAUGAAUGUCGGUAUUCAGUUUUCUUCCAGUCGCUGGGUAAGGAAGUGUUUCUGCUUUUUUGCUCUGUGGGGUUUACUGGGCUGUUAAGUGGGCAGCACACAGCUUGUGGGUUACAAGUGCAGCCAGCCUACCCAGACUUGGCCCUCCCAUCUCCUAGGAUUAGACAAAAACAAAAAACGCGCAUCCACUUCCCUGUACCCACCAAGACUUGCCCUCCCCAUCUCCUAGGGUUGGCAGUCUCAAACCUUUUGGCCCAUCCUCAAUUAAAGGAGGGGCAAGAAUUAAGCUGAGAUUUCCAAGAGGUAAGUAAAGCUGAUCCACAGCUGGUUCAGGAUGUAACUGCUUCAGCAGGCAGAACAAAUGAGAAGGAAGGUGGAAUGUGUUUCAUGAGCGCAGAAGUAAAAUGCCCACAAAUAGAUUUGGUCCUCGCUACUCAACUUUAAAUAGACUAUGCGUCCCAUAUUGUCUCCUGGAUGAGAGAAGCUAGGUGUAUUCAAUCUUUCUUAAGGGGCUGGCAGAUACACAGGUCUCCCGAGAUAGGCUUAAUCUGCCCUCGCUAGUUUGCAUCAGGCGUAGCCAGCGUGAUGUCCUUCAGAUGAUGUUGAACUACAUCUUCCAUCAUCCCUGCCCACUGGCUAUGCUGUCUGGGGCUGAUGGGAGACUGAGGCGUUCAACAAUAUUCAGUGGCACAUGCUUCAUGCUGUUUAACUACUUUCCGGGGGGAAACAAAACUUUUGUGAGACGCAGACCUCAUUUUGUGUUCUUAUGUUUCCCUUUCAGCCACCGUAGAGCAAGAGAUGAAGAAAGAUUGGCUGUUUGCGCCCCACUAUCGCUAUUACGUUCGGGAAAUGAGAAUCCAUGCCUACAGCCAGCUCCUAGAAUCCUAUAGGUCGCUUACAUUAGGUUACAUGGCAGAUGCUUUUGGAGUCUGUGUAGAGUUCAUAGAUCAGUAAGUAUAUCUAUAUCUCUCUUUAUAUUUUAAAUGCAUUUCUACAGUUUAUAGUGAUUCCCGUCUAGAUAAGGGGAUAGGUCAUUUGAUGGUACCUUUGUUAAAAAAAACUAUGUGAGGAAGAACCAUUGAUUACAAGAUUUACAGAGGUUGGGUAAGGCAAGAAUCACAGAAUUGUAGAGUUGGAAGGGACCCCGAGGGUCAUAGAGUCAAACCUCCGCAUAUCAUCUGAGCAGAGGAGCCUUGGGGGUGCUUGUGGCAGCUGCACACUGUACGGACUCCACCCUUCAGUUUUGGAACAGGAAGACUGGAAGUCUUCCUGAGGCUUUUAUAACCCAACAUCAACUAUACGUGAUAUGCUGGAUGGGUGUGUGAAUAUGGCUGUGCUGCAGCUGGUGCAGGGUGGUUUGGUGCGCCUCCUGCUGACGGAGGGAGGCAAGAGCUUGUACAGCUAAUGCUCAGCAGCUACACACUUGCUUCUUCUGGGCCCAGUUGAAGAUGCUGGUGCUGUAUUUGAAGCCCUUUAUGGGCUGGGACCACCACUCCCUGCGAUUAUCAAAUCUGGGCCUGCUGUGCAUCCUUGAUGUGCUAUAAAAUCCUGCUAGGAAGGCUCUGUAGAUUACAGGAAUGCUGCUGCAGCAUCUUAUUUGAUUAUGCCAUUGCAUACUGCACUAGAAAUGCUAGCCCAUGUGUUACACAGGUGUGAGCUGCAAGAGCGGAAGCGUCCGAGUUGCACUGCAGCAGCCACUAAGCAGUCCUAGCCCCAUUGUGGUUUGCUAAUUGCAGUUCUUUAGUUUGAUAGCUGUAAACAGAGCAGAAUUAUGCUGGUAGAAGCACUUUCCAACAUCUUUCAAGAAGCGAUUGCUUGCAUCAAGCUAGCAUGGCUGUAGGCCACAAUGUUAGGCUUGUACCUCAGGGUAACCUUCCUUUUACCCCUGAGGCAAGGCCCCAAACUGGAGCAAAAAAUGCCAGUCUUGCAUCCUCCACCAUGAAAUUUCAGGUGCUUUGCAACAGAUACAGAUGGUGGUGUCCUAAGCGCGUUCUCUUUCUCUCCAGGGAAUUGUCAAGAUUUAUCGCUGCUGGGCGACUACACUGCAAAAUAGACAAAGUCAACGAAAUAGUAGAAACUAACAGGUACAGUAUGUUGGACACCACACCCACUAAUACAAAAAAACUAGUAGUGACAUCAGGCUUAACAUUAAGGACUUUGCAGCCUUUUAAUUGCUUCCCAACCAAACGUAUUGCAUACGUUUUACAGAUGGAGAGGUAGUAGCUUGCCCAAAGCCAGGUGAGAUAAGCUCUGCUCACCCAACUCAGAAUACUCUUUCCGCUGGAACAAUAUCUUUAUUAGAGAUAGAACAGUGUGUUUCCAAACUUUCUACCUUCUGUCAUCAACUCAUCUGCCAUGGAUGCACUCUCAGCAAAUGGGGUGGGGCAGUACUGGCCAGGCUUGUUGCCCAGCUGAGCUAAAUAUUACUGAAAACACACCCAUGCUCUCCUGUACCUGUGUGUUCCAGGGAAGGAUUAGUAGUGAUGAACAAGCUGCCUUUCAGGAAACUUGUGCCUGCCAUUACUGCUUUGCUCAUAAUGAGCUUCCUGUUCAGUAUUUUGAGGAACUCUUUAAACCGUUUUUGGGAGCUGUUUGAUAAGUCAUUGCUAGAGAACCACCUGACUAAAUUCUCUCUCUCUCUCUGUCUCUUUAGGCCCGACAGCAAGAACUGGCAGUAUCAAGAAACCAUUAAAAAAGGAGACUUGCUGCUAAACAGAGUGCAGAAGCUUUCUAGAGUAAUCAAUAUGUAACUUUUAAAAAAGCAAAAGGGGGAGUGCGUAAUUGAGACUGAAGCAUUUUGGAAGUCAUCGUUGUAUGGUAUUACUUCUGCUAUCGCUGAGGAAAUUGGAACCAUGGUGUAGUUAAGGGGUUUUUUUUAUAGGCUACUUCCAUACGUUAACAAAACUGUAUAAAUGUUCUGUUUGUGUUUUCAGAUCAAUUUCAUUUAUUAAAUGUAUAAUACAGAUGAUUGUCCUGUUCCUUGAGUGGGCUUAAAGGUAAAAGUAAAGGGACCAUUAGGUCCAGUCGUGACUGACUCUGGGGUUGCGGCGCUCAUCUCGCUUUACUGGCCAAGGGAGCCAGCGUACAGCUCCGGGUCAUGUGGCCAGCAUGACUAAGCCGCUUCUGGUGAACCAGAGCAGCACACGGAAACGCUGUUUACUUUCCCGCUGGAGUGGUACCUAUUUAUCUACUUGUACUUUGACGUGCUUUCAAACUGCUAGGUUGGCAGGAGCAGGGACCGAGCAACAGGAGCUCACCCCGUCGCGGGCAUUCGAACUGCCGACCUUCUGAUCGGCAAGUCCUAGGUUCUGUGGUUUAACCCACAGCGCCACCCGCGUCCCUUGAGUGGGCUUAAUUUGGUUAAUAAACUUGGUUUAUUUUAAAGCAGCAGGGAUCCUGCUUGAGAUGCCCAGAGUGGGGCCACUCAUGUUCCUGCUGCCCAAUUGAGCUGAACCAGGAGCAUGGUGGGAGGUUUAAAGCUCCCCCCUCGCCAUUCUUGUAGCAGACAGUAUACUCCUGGAGUGUGGCUGAGACUGACCAAGAACCAGGUGAGGGUUGCUCACUUGCAAGUCAAAGCUUAGUGCUAGGGUUUGUCCCAAAAGACUGAGUUACUGGUGGCCUGUUCCCUGUGGGAGAGCAUAUAUUAAGUUAAUUGACAUUCCCCCUCCCCUCUUUUGACCUAAUGUUCAAAACCAAUAAAUCUAUCCAACACAGCUGGCCAGCUCCCCACACACAGGUAAAUGUGCUGCUUAGAUAAAUUGCUGCCAUGCAAAAUUAUGUGAUGCUAAGCUUCUGUGUGAGAUUUUAGUGUCUGCUUGGAUAGGGAGAGUUGGGUUGGGGGCUGCAGCAGCAACCUAUUGAGAGAUGAAAUGGGAUCAUAAAUACUGGAUUGCUCAAGCAGGGGAACAGAAAGCAAUUAGAGCAUCAUUAGGCCACUGAAGAUAAGAGACAAUAUUGAAAAGCAGGCUUCUAGAAGGUACAUUAAGUGUGGAGAAACUACUCAGUUAAACAGUACAUCUAGCAUGAGGCAUCCAAGGAAUGUCUCAAGGCAAAUCUAAAAAAAAUGUAGUAUAAACACUGACAACUGGGAAACACUGGCCUGCGAGCGCUCCAGUUGGAGAAGAGCCUUUAUCAAAGGUGUCAUGGGCUUUGAAGACACCGGAAGCAAGGGAGAAACGUGCUAGGAGGAAGGCACGCUUGGCAAAUCCACACCGUGAUCAACUCCCGCCCAGAAACCAAUGUCCCCACUGUGGAAGGACGUGUCGAUCCAGAAUUGGACUCCACGGUCACUUACGGACCCAUUGUUAAAACCGUGUUUAGAGAAGACAAUCUUACUCGGCUACGAGUGAUCGUCAAAGAAGAUCACUGCCAGUUUUUUUAUGCUGUGAGUAGAUCGCAGUCUCUUGCAAGUUGGAUGUGCCUAGUAUAAAACAAUUGCCAGUGGGAGAAGGGAUCUCUUUUACUUGAUGGAAAACCAGAAAAUGUGUUGAUGCUCCCAAUUGCUCUUGACUGCCUCUAAAACGUGAGAUGGCAGAAAUGAAUUGGGCAACCACUUCCCUUGAUGGACUUUGAGGGGAGGCAGUGUCAGUGAGAUAAUCUCUCUUUCUGCAUAGGCCAUAAUCUGGUUUAGUGAACCCAGCGAGAGGGGCGGUAGCAUUCACUCACCUUAUGCCACGGCCCUGGGUAUUCCAAAUACUUGUUUACCCCACUGUUUCAGCACUGAUUGAUGUAGGAACAGAAACUGGACACACUCAAAGUAAGGGAGACUGGAGAGACUCAUAAUCUGAACUUGCAGUGUAGGCAAAUCACUGUCCAUAUCAAAGCUGUGUCCCUUUCUUCCUGUUCUUUAAAAAGUUUGCCUCAAAAACAGUAGCAAAUGAACACUAAGCCAGCUUUGCUGCCAUCCACCUGACAUACAUGGGUUGGGGUUCUUGGUUUCCUUCCACUACGACUAAUUUUUGCCGGUCUUCGUAAUGAAGCAGAAACAUAAUUGUGCAUCUCAUAAAGACAACCUAAUCAAUUUUAUUGCCUUGUUUCAGUAACAUCUUGUUUAUACAACAAGCUAAUUUCCUGGUCAUGAAGCAAAAGCACAACUUUUUUCUUAUAAAUAGUAUAAAUUAUUUUAUUUACAGAAACUUGUUACAAAACAAAUAGACUAUAUAUUUAUUUUCUUCUUUUAAAUAUCCAAAGUAAUUUUUUUUCUACCCCAUGACAUUUGUUCAUGUACUAUACAGCAGCCAACACAAAAAAGUUCAGCUCUGAGCAGAUGCUCUUGAAUAUGUAUACAAAUUAUCAAACUAUUCACACAUUUUACACAGGAGAUUGCUUUUUCCCCCUUUCUAUGGAGCCGGGCUCAACUCCAAAAGCAAGAAGCUUCCGCAGCCUACAUUCUUAUUGACAUUAUGUAGUGCUCAUUAAAAAAUAACAAUAAUCACCUUUCAUAAAAAGUAGGAUAUUUUGCACAAAAGCAUUUAAAAUAAACGACCUUCUGCUUAAGGAAAGCAGAACAAUCUUUUCAAGCCCAAUCCCCUUCACCGUACAAUUCCCCCCUUCCCAAAAAGACAAAACAGAAACAAACAUCCUUGGCAAUAACAACUCUUGCCGGAAGACGACUUACCGGAAGAUGAUAGGUCGAAACCACACUAUGUGAACCGCUCUCAUUCAAACCUCACUGGAACGAAGAGGGAGUUACGCACUUGCUAAAUCCCAUUCAUUUCAGUGAGGCUUGUGCAGAGGAUAGCCUGGCGGCGGCUUGUGUUGGUAGUUUGUAAAAUUGCUUUGAGAGGUAACUUUUUUCCCAAUAAUACAAAAUAAUGUCAACAUUCUGUUGUUGUUUUGUUUCGUUUUUAAGUUCUAGCUUGAUAGCAACAGAAGAAAACAUUCAGAUUUACUUGUUGAAAAGUAUCUCCAGAACCCUUGGCAUUAUUUAUGAACUAGGGACUCGCUUCAAUCGGAUCUUUUGAUUUUGUUUUAUCCCGCCCCUUCCGCCAUCCUCUCUCCCGCGUUAAUAUGUAGUCAUAUGUAGGUGGGGAAAGCAAGCUCCAAUUCUUUUUUCCAACAGAACAUUCAAGUCUUUAAAGGAGAAGCUGUCUAAAAAACAGUCCAAGCUUAAAAUCUAGAUAUAUAAAUCAGGCACUUUCAGUUUUUCCAUUAGUUUUUUAAACCACGUAAAGACUCACAUACAUGUGCACACAUACACAAAUGCU